CUCGGGACGCAACACAGAAGGAUGAGAGCGAGGCGCCCGGCGGCCAUCUGGGGAACCGGUGGCAACGUCAGGACCGACUGAAAGACCGAAAGCGCCGGACCCCUUUUCACUCACUCAGUCAGUGAGUGAGUGAGUUGAGCCACCUCCCGCUGGAAGGAAGCGGGGAACAUGUUUUGAAAGCUGGCCCUUUGACGUCAUCGGGUCCUUUUAAAAGCCGCCGGACCUGCGCAGGGAGGCAGAUGCGCCAAGAUGUUUUCGGCUGCUCUGCUCUGCGUCUUCAUCUGCUGGACCGCCACCGGCCACGCGGACCACCAUCAGCACUGUCGCUCACCCAACAUGACCGGCUACUUUUCAAUGAUGGGGCAGAGGGCCGAAACAAGAGCGAGCGGUCAAUUCACGUACGACUCCACCAACAAGAAACUCCGGCUCCAGCCCAAUUCCAGCUUUCCGUGGAACGCAACCUUGGACCUGGACCUCUUGGUCUUCUUUGAGGAGGGGAUUUUGUACAAGAUCGACAGCAAAAACCAGAGCUGCGAGAAGAAGUCGCUGCAGUGCACAAAGAACCCUUUUGCGCUCCCCAGCGACGCCACCUACAUGACCACAAUGACCUCCGGGAGCGUCUCCAUUGAGGGCGAAGGCUUGAAGUUUCAAGUUUGGACAACGCCGACGGCAGACUCGAAAGGCCAGAACAUCAUGUGCCUGACCAUGGGCUGUUUGCCACUAAGCACCAUCUACGUGAGCGAAUCGUCCACGUCCAUAUUCAGCAACAUGAACAUUGAACUGGAGAUCAAGGAUCCGGAUGUCUUCGUGGUGCCGUCCUUUUGCCAAGGGUUGCCCGCGGAGGAGGCCCCAGAAGGGACCGUCUACGGCUUCUACGACGAAUUCCUGUAAAGUCGGGCGGGGCAAAAAGCUGCCGUCCCCGUCAGAGCGCUUCCCUUCUUUUCAUGUGCAACUUUAACGCUUCGCAUUGCCCCUUCCACUCCUCCGAGCCGAAAGAAAUCACGCUGUGUACAUGUAAAGGUCGUAUAAUACAUGAUUAAUCAUGACUAAUUAACUGCUUCCAAAACCCUUUACGAUAUGAAGAAUGAAAGAAGAACAAGAAAAUGUGUCCGUGGUUUCAACUGGAGCCUGUGUGUGUGUGUGUGUGUGUGUGUGUCUUGGGUACGAGUUGAAGACUGCACUGGCUGACUGUUCUGUCUUCAGUUAAUAAAACAGCAAAUAUAGACUGACUGACUGACUGACUGAGCCGUGGGAGGGGAUUACAGCGUGAGAUGUUGGCAGCCGUACCGUAUGUUGUCUUUUGCUUGCUGUCCAUCACGAGGUUCUGACUUCCAAUCUCGUUUCGGAUGAGGACGGUCGAGAAACACGCAGGCGGCGGCGCUCCGUUCGUUGGGCUCCGAAUGGUCGAAAAUAUCAUUGAUUUGAAGGCGACUCUACGUCCGUUUAUCUCUUUGCCGAUCUGUCGCGUAUCAAUCCGUCAGACCGUCCGUUUCGAGGAUCGAGCUCAAAGGCGGCCACGAUUUUUAAAAUAAUCUGAUGAGCCGGAGCAGUGGUAACUACGGUACUAUAUUCAAUGUGAAAUACUUAAUAUGAUUCAUAUUGUUUUGUCAUUUUAUUAGCUACGAUCAGUCUGACAAUAAUGAAUGAAACAAUUAUUUGACCAAACAAAUCCAAAACUGGUACAUGAACCUCGACAUUUCUUUUUUUCUAUUGAAGUCGCUUACCAGAAGGCGGCACGGCGACUGUAAAACGUUGGCCUCGCAGUUGUGAGGAUCGGGGUUCAAAUCCCGGCCUCCGCCCACCCGUGCCUGUGUGGCUUUUCUCCAGGCACUCCAGCCUCCUCCCACAUCCCCAAAAGCAUUCCUUGGAGACUCGAAAUUGCCACGUCGGUGUGAUCGUGAGUGCGAAUGGUUGGUUGUCUCCACGUGCCCGGCGAAUGGCUGGCGACCAGUUCAGGGUCACUCCCGCGACACUUGCGGGGAUAAGUGGCACAGAAAUGGAUGGAUGGACGGAUGGAUGGACGGAGGGUGACCAGUAUCAGUAUUUGUACCGUCAUGAAUAAAUAAAUGCAGACGGACUACAGGAUUGAACAAUCAUUUCAAGCAUAAAAGAUCUAUAUCAUCUAUUUUUUAAAACGCUUUCUAAUGAAGGCAUUUUUAAUGAAGACGAGCACCGGCUGUGCUAACUGAUCUGCUAACCGGCGACACGGCGGCCAUGUCGGGGAGCUCGACGUGAACGUUGAAAUGAAGUCCGAACUUGCGUAUUUCCCAACCAAGCAACCUCGAUGAGGUUUACUUUAUUUGUCAACGCCAAAGUGUGAGCUAUCGAUACGGAACACUUUGGAGCGCACAAACAUAUUUUGACGUGUGAACGGUUUACUUCCACGUGGCCGGAUUUGAACCCCGGUCCUCAGAACUGUCAGGCAGACACUCAAACGGGACGUCCGCAGCGCUGGCCAAAAAUGAUGCCAUUAUUUGAAAUGAUUUAGCUCCACAAACAUUUCUGUUUAUUACCUGAUUAUUUUUGAAUUUGGUUUUGUUCAAUGAUUGUGAAACAAAAACCCCCAAAAAGCAACAAUCAAGCAACGUCACACAGGAAGUGUAUUCUCCAAUUGUUUGACCUCUCGUAUACUAAUAUGAAACACUCUCGUUUGAGAUCUGCUUCUGAAGGUGCUUCGGGUUCAGCUACACGUUUAUUACAGGUUCCUACUGUGCAAAUAAUGGUUAUGUUCGUGAUGGAUUUCCAUAAUCUGAUUAUGAAUCAGUCACUGCAUGGAAAAGAGGGCAAGAUGUUGAUCAUCGUCUUCCUAAGUAAAAGCAGAUGUUUGCAAAUCUUUAAUAUUGGGGCUGUUGUAGGUAUGUCAUGAUUUGCUUUUCUCAUCCUGUUGACAAUUAGUAGUUUGUCUUUUGUCUUGGUCCCCCCCCCC
Messenger RNA from Syngnathoides biaculeatus (alligator pipefish), 2926 nucleotides. It is a transcript of the gene epd, whose product is annotated as ependymin. Gene Ontology annotation, molecular function: calcium ion binding. The transcript is spliced from 7 exons. The record is from RefSeq and is a predicted model, not a curated record. Lineage: Eukaryota; Metazoa; Chordata; Actinopteri; Syngnathiformes; Syngnathidae. Gene Ontology annotation, cellular component: extracellular region; lysosome. Bases 250 to 891 code for a protein of 213 amino acids. Gene Ontology annotation, biological process: cell-matrix adhesion.